AUGUGGGGUGUGGCUGGCCAGCGUUGGAGUGAAUUCUUGCUGGCAAAUUUGAGUAAGUUUGGAGAGAUAUUUAUUGGAGUAGUACACCCCCUCCCCAUCCUCACCCAACCACUCAGUAAAGCUCCAAGUACCCCCAUCCAGGAUACUGGAUGGAUGAGUUUGAGUGAAUCCUUAGUGCAGAUUGCAAAAGGAGGCUGGCCCUACAAGCAAGAAUUCACUUCUAGGCUGGCCGGCCACCCCCCACAUACUGCAGGGGUGGGCAGGCCUACUGGGCCAGAUGCCCAAAUCAGGAAGAUCAAAAUUACAUUAGCAUGUCAACUCGUGAACUAUCAACUUGUUAUAUAUGCCCGCCUCUCAGCAUAUGCCCUAUUCCCAUUCUUGAUGCUUUCAUCUGCCUGA
Suillus paluster is the source of this 399-nucleotide messenger RNA. RefSeq lists its product as uncharacterized. The record is from RefSeq and is a predicted model, not a curated record. Lineage: Eukaryota; Fungi; Basidiomycota; Agaricomycetes; Boletales; Suillaceae. The transcript is spliced from 6 exons. The coding region runs from base 1 to 399 and encodes 132 amino acids.